This is a messenger RNA of Aspergillus ibericus CBS 121593, 900 nucleotides long. RefSeq lists its product as uncharacterized. Bases 1 to 900 code for a protein of 299 amino acids. The transcript is spliced from 4 exons. Gene Ontology annotation, molecular function: transmembrane transporter activity. The record is from RefSeq and is a predicted model, not a curated record. NCBI's taxonomy places the organism in Eukaryota, Fungi, Ascomycota, Eurotiomycetes, Eurotiales, Aspergillaceae. Gene Ontology annotation, cellular component: membrane.
AUGUCGUUUCUUGCACGCCUUGAAAAUGCGACUCGAUGGUUCCCAGUGGGGACCUCGAAAGAAGAACGGAGUCUUGUUCGAAAGCUGGACUGGCUGGUUUUGCCCUAUGCUUGUCUAUCUUUUUUUGUCAAGUAUCUUGAUGUAUCGGCUUUGACCAAUGCCUACGUAUCCGGCAUGAAGGAGGACCUCGACCUCUACGGAAACCGACUGAACUAUAUCAAUGCCGCAUUCCCCAGCAAUCUAGUCCUUAUCAAGUACGCGGCGCAGUACUAUCUGCCGUUUGCCGAAAUCUUCUGGGGCCUUUUUACCCUGGGCACGGCGUUCGUGAAGAAUUACCAGCCACUGGUGGUGAUGCGGUUCUUUGUCAGCUUGAGUGCAACCUCUGCUUACGUGGGACCUCAGGCUUCUUCAUCUUCCCCGACAUGCCCGGACGCACCAAAUCCCGAUUCCUCUCCGAGAGCGAAAAGGCCCCUAGCCAUCAAACGCCUCUCAGAGGAGGGCUUCACGCCAUCCACCGGCCUGAACCGAAGUAUUCUCAAACGACUCCUUUUCAACUGGAAACCCUACGCAUUCAAAUUCGCCUUGGGGGAUUCCAGCCUUUAUAAGAAGGUUGGAGACUUUGUGAGCUCGCUCGCCAACGAUCACAUCUUCGCGGACAUUCACAGUGGGUUGCUAAACCCGGACGAUGUUGUGGAUAACAUUAAAACUAUCUCUACGGUAUUCGCGUACACGCAACUGGAACAUCACCAACCUGAAACAGCGGAUUUCCGAGAGUAUGUAUGCCUCUUUGAUAGAAUGACGGGGAAGCGUACGUUUAGGGACCAUGAAGAGAGCGAUUCGGAGCCUGUGCAGAAGCGCCAAGCGCCGGAACUGGCAGAUGAUACUGAGGAAGAGCUCUGA